GGUGGUUGUUCUGAGUGGUCGCUUUUUCUUGAAAGCUAUUGGACGAGUGCCAUGUCUUUUGCUUUGCAGCUAGUCUUGACUCUGUUUCUCUUGGGAUGGUUGAGCAUUAGCUGUAGCCUCAGAGGGGCAACUGAUGAUGAAGCACCCAUGAGGCCACAAUUCAGAACAGCUCAGAGAGGCCAAAAUGCAUCUAUGGAGUUGAAGAAGACAGUAACUACGACAAAAACUGACAGCAAUGAGACAGUUCCUGUGCUAGCGAAACCCCAUCGCUGUCUGAAGAAACAAUUAUCAGCGGAGGAUUUUCUAGAGGAUAAGACGCAAGCUGAAGAGAUUGAACCUCACGGUGAUCGAAAGCUUGUUAGUGCAUCUGCAGAAAAGUGGAUACCUUAUCCAGAAGUGAAGGAGCCAACAAAAGCGCAGAGAAAACGGAGAGCGGCUCAACUAGAACAGGAUAAGCUGAAAAAAAUAGCGGAGGGAUACUAUCAGCCUCGGUCUGACAUGGAUGAUACUCUCGACCAAGUGGAAAGCCUCGAUAUGGAAAGAUCAGAAGCUAGGUUCAAAUGGUUAAAGGUAUUACCAAUCACUAAAAAAUGAAGAAGUGAAGAAGUUAACAAAUAUGGUUUAUACAAGAUA
Cylicocyclus nassatus is the source of this 633-nucleotide messenger RNA. The record is from the annotation of a GenBank genome assembly. Lineage: Eukaryota; Metazoa; Nematoda; Chromadorea; Rhabditida; Strongylidae.